This is a messenger RNA of Ixodes scapularis (black-legged tick), 1500 nucleotides long. Its product is annotated as paramyosin. Lineage: Eukaryota; Metazoa; Arthropoda; Arachnida; Ixodida; Ixodidae. Bases 290 to 1150 code for a protein of 286 amino acids. The record is from RefSeq and is a predicted model, not a curated record. The transcript has 5 exons.
GAUUUCAGAAAAAUGACCGGCGGUGACCGCAGAGGCGCCGUCCCACGCGCUGCCUUGUGCUGUGGAAAGCCUGGACGUCGCGUUUCGCCCUCGUCGCCCUUCGGCGGCGUCCAGGGGGCGCGCCGCACCCGUCGCCCGCGUUUAAACUUAGAACGAGCAGGGGUCCCAGGCGCUGGCCACCAAACGAGUCAGUAGAACGAACCGCUGCUCCGUGUGCCCCUAGGCUCCAGGAGCUCUGUCCGACCGGCCAAACCCAACGAUCCUCAAAACACGACUCCGCUAGACGACAAUGGCGCCCCGAAACUGGAAGCGACCCUUGACUCUCAUCUACAACGACAACUACAAGUACGGCAACAGCCUCUACUCGGGAGCCAUCGACGACAUCGAGAAACGCUACCAAGCGUCCAUGUCCAGAACGGCGUUCAGGUCCGACCGGGGCGACCUGGGCCUCACGACCUUCUCGAGCUCCCAGAUCGGCUCGGCGCCUGAGCCAUCGUCGUCGCGGCCCACCACCAACGCGAGCGAGCCUGAACCGACGCUUCUGUCGCCGUCCUUCUCGGCACCUUCCAGGUCUCCGGCCAGGUCCGUGCUGGACAUCGACACGGACCUGCGCAAGGCCCGAUCGUCGGGCGACUUCGGUCGGCUGCGAAGCUCGUACAGGCCCACUUCGUGGAGCGACGACGAAGACCUUGGUCUACUGGAUGACCCCGGCUACUCGAGGAGGCGCAGGCGUAGGCGCCAGGACAGGAACGACUACCUCUUGACGUCCCCGUCUGCUGCCGGCGGAGAUUUUUACCUCGAGAAAUGCCGCGAGCUGAAGGGCGAGUUGGAGGCGUUGCACGGGCGAGUGAUGGACGCCGAAAGCCGAGCCCGCAACGAGGCCGGGAACCUGCGCAGCAAGGUCCAGGCGGAGAUCGCGGAGCUCAGCCUCCAGCUUGAGGACACCACCUUGCAGAAUAACGAGCUCCAGAAAGCCGUCAAGAGGCAGGCCAAGCAGCUGCUGGACCUGCAGGCUUACUGCGACGAGAUGCAGCGUCACAUGCAGGGAGCUGUUGACGACCUGUCCAUGGCCAACAAGCGCUGCCUCGACCUGCAGAACGAGGUGGAAAGCCUGCGAUCCAACCUCGAGUCCGGCGUGCGCCAUAUUUAGCUGGACGGACUGCUUAUCCGAGAGAAAGAUCCACGGGAGUCCGGAGCCCUGUUCACAAGAUCCUUAGAGCACACGGAGCAAGGAUAGAAAGUAGCACCGAACAAGUUGUUGCCAAGCCUGACCAACCCCGUAGCUCGACCAGACACUGGGACCUUUCGACAGAUUGUUUUGAAACACCACCUUGCUUUUGAGUUUCCGUACUAAUGUGCACUCCCCCAGUACAGCACAUCAAGUUAGAGCUUGUGCCAUCCAGAAAAUUGAACGUGCCGGGACAACACACCGCAAACAAUACACGACAACCGGGUGCUCACUCCGGUCGCUUAGUAAUAAAGAAAUCGGACCUUUCUCAA